Messenger RNA from Harmonia axyridis, 886 nucleotides. RefSeq names its product V-type proton ATPase 21 kDa proteolipid subunit-like (gene Atp6v0b). Gene Ontology annotation, molecular function: proton-transporting ATPase activity, rotational mechanism. The coding region runs from base 122 to 748 and encodes 208 amino acids. The transcript has 6 exons. Gene Ontology annotation, cellular component: proton-transporting V-type ATPase, V0 domain. Gene Ontology annotation, biological process: proton transmembrane transport. Lineage: Eukaryota; Metazoa; Arthropoda; Insecta; Coleoptera; Coccinellidae. The record is from RefSeq and is a predicted model, not a curated record.
UUUAUCAAUUCUUGGUUUUGACAUUUCAAAAUCAAACACCAGUUAUAAUAUAGGUAGUCACGAGAUUUCAUGAUAGUCUCUAACUUUUAAGAUAAUUUAAUUCAUCAAUCAUUAAAAUAAAAUGCAAUUAAGAUACGCUUUACUUUCCACAUUCAGUGUACUGACAACAUCAGUGCUAACUAUUUUAGUUUUGUAUUAUGUUCUAACGGGAAAAGGAGAACAAAUAAGCUUCGCAUGGUUUCUUUCAGAAACGUCCCCAUAUAUGUGGGGUGCAGUAGGUAUUGGAUUAUCGGUUGCCUUAUCUGUUGUUGGUGCUGCAAUGGGUAUUCACACGACAGGAGUUAGUAUUGUAGGAGCAGGAGUUAAAGCUCCAAGGAUAAAAACUAAAAAUUUAGUUUCCAUCAUUUUCUGUGAGGCUGUGGCAAUUUAUGGUUUAAUUUUAGCUAUUGUUUUAUCAAGUAAUUUCAUAGAAAUGACACAAAAAACAUGGGAAGAUGGGAAUUUGAAAGAUAAGAAUAUCAUUGCUGCACAUAUAAUUUUCGGAGCUGGUUUGACUGUCGGUUUUGUUAACCUAUUCUGUGGACUAUGCGUUGGUAUUGUUGGUUCCGGAGCCGCUAUUGCAGAUGCUGCUAAUGCUUCUCUGUUCAUUAAAAUUCUAAUCAUUGAGAUCUUUGGAAGUGCUAUAGGUCUAUUUGGACUCAUUGUUGGUAUUUAUUUGACAUCAAAAGGAUCCAUGGGCAACAAUUAAUAUAUUAUCUGUUUGUAUAUUUCUGUUUAUAGAGAACUAUUAUAGCUUUAUUAUAAUUUGAAUGUAGUUAAAGAUUCCACUAUCUGUAUAAUAAUAUACUGUAAAGUUACAAGUUGCCAAUAAAGUAUUUUAAAUUUA